Messenger RNA from Ustilaginoidea virens, 270 nucleotides. RefSeq lists its product as uncharacterized. NCBI's taxonomy places the organism in Eukaryota, Fungi, Ascomycota, Sordariomycetes, Hypocreales, Clavicipitaceae. The record is from RefSeq and is a predicted model, not a curated record. The transcript has 2 exons. Bases 1 to 270 code for a protein of 89 amino acids.
AUGCAUGAGAUUACAUCGUUCCGUCAGGAGGUUCGUUCACAGUUUACAGCAAUAGACGCGAAGUUCGAAGCAAUGGACGCGAAGUUCCAAGCAAUGGACGCGAAGUUCCAAGCUAUGAACAGGAAUCUUACGUCACGACAGGCCAACCAAUGGGCAGUUUCCGGCGGGGUGUCGCUAUUGCCGAUGUAUAAUAUUUUUACAGGCAAUGAGAUAGCCAAUUGUCCCCAAACAUUAGCUGCUUUAGAGCAGUGCAAUGGUAAGUACAUUUAA